Xyrichtys novacula (pearly razorfish) is the source of this 1076-nucleotide messenger RNA. The record is from the annotation of a GenBank genome assembly. Lineage: Eukaryota; Metazoa; Chordata; Actinopteri; Labriformes; Labridae.
CGAUUAAACCGUGAGUGAACCUCGAAUCUGCAGCUUCAGGUGAGAAAUUUACUGAUUUAUGAUCCAAUAAUUAUCAGGCCGUUUGUUUGAUGUGGUCAUUUUGUGUCUCCGCCGCUCUCUCAGACGUCUUCAUCAUGGAUCUGUGUGUGACCAUCAAAGGGGUCUCCUUCCUCCUGCAGACCGGGUUGGGGAUCUUGGGGAACUCGGUGGUUCUGCUGGCGUACGCCCACAUCAUUUUCACCGAGCCCAAGCUCCUUCCUGUGGACAUGAUCCUCUGCCACCUCGCCUUCGCCAACCUGAUGCUUCUACUGACCCGCUGUGUCCCCCAGACCAUGACCGUGUUCGGGCUUCGUGACCUGCUCAAUGACCCCGGCUGUAAGGUGGUCAUCUACGCGUACCGGAUCGGCCGGGCCUUGUCGGUCUGCAUCACCUGCAUGCUCAGCGUGUUCCAGGCGGUGACCAUCGCUCCUGCCGGACCACGUUUGUCCAGACUGAAGCCCGCUCUUCCCUCGUUGGUGCUCCCCACCUUCGCAGGACUGUGGCUCCUCAACAUGGCGAUCUGCAUCGCUGCUCCUUUUUUCUCCAUGGCGCCACGAAACGGCACCGUCCCGGCUUUUACCCUCAACCUGGGCUUCUGCCACGUGGACUUCAGAGACAACCUGUCCUACGUGAUAAACGGGGUGGCUGUCUCCAGCAGGGACUUUGUCUUUGUGGCGCUGAUGGUGGGCUCAAGCGGCUACAUCCUGCUGCUUCUCCACCGCCAUAGUCAUCAGGUCAGGGGGAUCCGUCGCUCUCAGGGCGGCGGCGCAGAAACAAGAGCGGCGAAGACGGUGGUCACCCUGGUGGUCCUCUAUGUGGUCUUCUUUGGGAUUGAUAACGUGAUCUGGAUCUACAUGCUGACGGUGGCGAAGGUUUCCCCGGUGGUGGCUGAUAUGAGGGUCUUCUUCUCCUCCUGCUACGCCUCCCUCAGCCCCUACUUCAUCAUCUCCUCCAACAAGAAGGUCAAGGCCAAGGUCGUGUGUGCCGCCGAGCAAGAACAUCCGUCAGCAGACACUCAGGAGUCGAGUGACAGAUGA